This is a messenger RNA of Cyphomyrmex costatus, 991 nucleotides long. It is a transcript of the gene DNApol-gamma35, whose product is annotated as DNA polymerase subunit gamma-2, mitochondrial. The transcript has 2 exons. Lineage: Eukaryota; Metazoa; Arthropoda; Insecta; Hymenoptera; Formicidae. Bases 16 to 990 code for a protein of 324 amino acids. The record is from RefSeq and is a predicted model, not a curated record.
AAGUGAGUCUACACAAUGAGUCUGGAAGCUAUACUAAAAACUGUCGGGUCGUGCUUCCUCAAUCUAUCUGAACGGAUGUUCGUAUAUGGACCCCAAGGCAAGCUGCUGCUGAAAAACCUUGAGGAACACUGGUUCUCUCACUGUGUCACAAUGCCACAUUAUAACGUGUUCCCAUGUGAUACAAUUACGGAUACAUUGCAGCAACUGCGGAGCAACUCAAUGGAUGACAUGUUACCAUUUGCACUUGCCACACUGGGUACAUCCAAGAGCAUAUGGAACGAAUCCCUAUUGUCAGUGGGUAAAGUACUGUCCCACAAAAUCGCCAAGAUUAAUGUAUUUGUUGAAGCGUCGGAUUCAAAAAGUCUGCUGCACAAGAAGCAAAGAGAACGCAAAGUAUGGUGGCGUAAACUUGCCCAGCAUCCCUCAAGAUUUGUACUCGCAGAGGCAAAGAAGACGAGGAAUCUUGAUGUAACGGAGAUAGAGGCACAGUUUCCUUUUGGAAAUAUCAUCGUGGAAACAAUCACUUAUUAUCCCAGCGUACGCAAGUUAUAUCCUCAGACUGAAAAUAAAGAUAAUGUUAUGGAUGUGCAUAUGGUCGAGCAUAUCGCUUCCAUGGAUUGGGGCUGCUUGGCGUUACUCUGUGACAGUCAUAUGCUGGAUAAAUCAACUAGAGCCUACGUUCAUCCUAAGUUAUGCCCAUAUAAAAUCACGUUCCAUAUAGAGAAACAGGAGAAUAAGACUGAUUCAGAUAUAGAAGACUUGAAUCGCUUUGUGCUAUACUUAAAUAAUAUGCUUAGAACGAGAGGGAUCUCUACCAUAUUGACGAAUACAGAACAAAUCAUAGAAAUGUGUCUAAUACCAUACGUCGUGUCAGUAGAUAAGACUAGUCUUAAGAAUGGCAUUGUACAUGUAAAAAAUCGAUCAACUACUCUUAGUGAGGCAGUUCACAUUACUAACUUAGUAAAGUAUAUUAGAGAAACAACAAUCUAAA